This is a messenger RNA of Phytomonas sp. Hart1, 1182 nucleotides long. The record is from the annotation of a GenBank genome assembly. NCBI's taxonomy places the organism in Eukaryota, Euglenozoa, Kinetoplastea, Trypanosomatida, Trypanosomatidae.
AUGUGGUCUGUCAUUCGCAAAGAACAAGGCCUCUCACCGAAUGUUUCCGCCUACGACGAAAAAACCCCGCAGGAUCGCCGUGCACUUCAUCAACGUGUGAUAGUUUUACACGAGACCCGGCCCUUCACGCCCUAUAUUAAUCCCAAACUCUACACCCGCGCGUAUGGCGACCUCAACUACGACAAACUCGCCCGAUGGCUCCACGCGGACGAUCCCGGGAUGCGUUUGCAGGCGAUUAACCAUCUUAUUGAGCUUUAUACCGAAAAUCGCGAGCAUUGUGUGCGGAGUUUAAAUUAUGAUUUAUUGCCCGGGCUGAUUGGGAUGCUCGGGGGGGAUCCGGUGGAGGAGAUUCGCGGAUUAUGCGCGUCCGCGUUGACGAUGUUGUUAAACGAGCCCACCACGCAAUCCCGGGUGGAUCGCGAGGGGUGGGUAAAAUACCUUUCCGGUAUUAUCGCCGCGACGCGAGAUCGCUCGGAUGGGGUGGUGGUGCUUUCCCUCCGCGCCCUCGCUGCCUGCCAUAUUCAUUAUAACCAUUUUUUACUCACGGAGCUGCUUAUUACGGAACUUAAUGGGGUAGAAUUGGUGAUGAAGUUAAUUCAAUCCUCCCCAAACGCGACCGUCCGCGCGGUCGCGUGCGGGGUUCUGACGAAAAUGUUCGACGUCGGGGAGACUUUUGCGCGGUUCGCGCGCCUCCGUGGGGUUGAAAUUUUAACGCAAACCAUUUCCGAGGCCGCCGCGGAGGAUGCGAUGCUGCUCGCGGGCGCCGCCGAGGUGAUUUCGCGCGGCUGCGAAUGCCCGCCCUGCCGCCACGAGGCCGUCCAUCACGAAACGAUGAAAGUUCUUUUUCCCCACCUUGCGCAUGGUGAUUUGCUCGUCCGGGUCGCCGUCUCCGCCGCGCUCGCGCAGAUUACACUUCUGGAAGAGGCUAAGAUGCAGGCGUCGGAUUGGCCCCUGCUGUUGGAGGCCGUUCUGAACGCGAUCUACCAGGAAGUUGAGCGGGAUGUGCUCGUUUUCUUGAGUAAAUUUGUGUAUAAUAUUGCGGAGUUCCCGAAAGGGCGCGCUGCAUUGCGGCCAUGUCGGAGUCAUAUCGAGAAACUUUACGCUUUCACCGCUGAGGGCGAGGAGGCCGAGCUCACACGUCAAACGCUCGCGAAUACAAUUGAGAUUUUAUAUAGGAAGUAA